Messenger RNA from Alternaria atra, 2835 nucleotides. RefSeq lists its product as uncharacterized. Gene Ontology annotation, cellular component: fungal-type cell wall; membrane; peroxisome. The record is from RefSeq and is a predicted model, not a curated record. The transcript is spliced from 6 exons. Gene Ontology annotation, biological process: protein import into peroxisome matrix, docking. NCBI's taxonomy places the organism in Eukaryota, Fungi, Ascomycota, Dothideomycetes, Pleosporales, Pleosporaceae. The coding region runs from base 1 to 2835 and encodes 944 amino acids. Gene Ontology annotation, molecular function: protein binding.
AUGAAGUAUACAAUACUCGGCACAAUCUUCCUGUCUCCGUUUGCCUAUAGCAGGACCUCCCAAGAACUGUUCUGGGCCAUCACCUACCGCAACAUCAGCCAACCCGGCGCCUACAACCGGACCACUACAGUCGAUCCACGAACUGGUAUCUGUGGCCAUGAACGUGUCGCCUAUCCCAGCACAGGACCGCUGACGCCGUUGUUUGGACAGGUGUCAAUGCACCUUCGCGGACCGAUGAAUGUCUCUCAGCUCGCCGUCUACCAACUUCCGGAUGAGAUCCAUACAAUGCAGAAGCGGACUACAGUACUGUUCUACAACCGUCGUCGAGCAUUGAAGCAACAAGAACCACCGAUGGCCACGAACAUCACUACCAGACCGACGCAGUCGGCAUCGUCUAACUGGUUUGAUGUUUCCAACAAACGGACAUACAACACAACGGCCAGCUGCAUCCCAAAUGUCGUGACCAAGACGGUGACGGUGAAGGCGGUCUGUUCAUCGACUAGUACCCCACAGACUUCAUCAAACACGACUUACGUAGGUCCUCCGCUGCUGUGCUUACCUACAUCUACUACUACAUCGAUCAUCGGCUCUAGCCCGCCAAGACUGGAUUGCUCUUACGAAGGGCAUCAGGAUCUUGAUCCCAUCUUUCAGAGGCCCAAUGGACAGGUUUUCGUCAGUCCAGCACCAGCGUCAGCACCAACACCAUUGUCAACACAAGACACAUCACGGGUGUUUCAACGUCCUAACGGACAGCCUUUCGAUAUCCCUGUGCCUUCGCCAUCGUCCAUUGUGAAAAGAAAGGCUACCGAUUGGAGCCGAAUCGCAUACUACACAUCGACAGCACCGGCCCAAGCCACUGGACUCAGCUUCAUGGCUAAUCUGGGCGACCCUCAAAAGUCUGGUACUUUUGACUAUGCUUUCGGAAACUCGCUCAGCUACGUCACUCCUCGGGGUGACAAGGUUGCAGUUGAGAGUCUCCCGUUUGACGGCACGCUUCGUACGUCUGAGACUGAGAUUGUGGUCCUGUCUGACAAGGAGUGUGACGCGGAUUGUUCGUAUUGGAGACCAAACGCAACAUCUCACCAUGGCUGGUUGGGCUCGUCAAAAGCCUUCUUCAUCGAAUUCCAAAUGGACCACCGCCCCAACAUAGGCACAGAUCAAGGUAUGCUCUCCGACGCCCCAGCCUACUGGUUCCUCAACGCCGCAAUCCCUCGCGUCCUCCAAUACGGCAACGACCGCAAUAACAUUCCAUGUUCCUGCUGGUCAACCGGCUGCGGCGAGUUCGACGCCUUCGAGCUACUCAGCAAUGGCGCAAAACGUGCAAAGUCGACUAUACAUCGGCAGGGUAAUCUGGAGGGUGGUGAUUCGAACUAUUUUAGCAGACCGGUGGGGCAGACGAUGAAGUUUGCGGUUGUGUGGCAUUAUCCACAUAUCACGGCGUUGGUGUUGGACGAUAAGUUUGACUUCUCGCAGAGCAUGUCGGAUGAUGCUAUUCAGAAGUUGGUGGCGCGCGGAGGAGGCACAUUCGCAAACAUGUCUGCGCCAUCGCCGCCAAAGCCAUGGGAGACGAGCAACGGCGCGACAAGUGCCUCGGUCGGCCUCACUGGAUCGAAUAGCAGCACAACACCCACCUCGACGACGACAUCCUCGAGUGCGCCUCCGUUGCCAUCAGUACCAGACUCCCUCAGCACCGUCGCCAACCGCAACGCGUCCAACUACUCAGGCAUGAACAACCGAUACGGCUCCCCCUACAGCAGCGGAUAUGGAGGAAUGAGCAGCUACAGCUCACCCUACUCCAGCAUGGGCGGAGGCUACGGCUCCAUGUACGGUGGCAUGGGCGGCAUGGGUGGCAUGUACGGCGGCAUGGGAGGUAUGGGUAUGGGUAUGGGCGGAAUGUACGGUGGUAUGGGAGGCAUGCCGGGCGACCCAAACAGCAGCCUCACGCAAUCCUUCAGCCAAAGCACAGCAGCGACGUUUCAGUUGAUCGAGAACAUUGUCGGUGCGUUCGGCGGCUUUGCACAGAUGCUGCAAAGCACAUACAUGGCGACACAUUCGUCAUUCUUCGCCAUGGUAUCUGUCGCAGAGCAGUUCGGAAACCUACGACAAACGCUUGGCUCGGUAUUGGGCAUCUACACCAUAAUGCGAUGGAUAAGAACGGCAAUUGCUAAGCUCACCGGACGACCACUGCCAGCAGAUGCGACCGCUCUCACCCCCGCAAGCUUCGCAGCUUUCAACGGACGUAUGCCAGACGGCUCACCGGCACCCGCUAAGCCUUCCAAGAAGCCAUUCUUCGUUUUCAUGCUCGCUGUUUUCGGUUUGCCAUACCUAAUGGGCAAGCUCAUCAAGGCACUCGCACGAUCACAAGAAGCCGAGGAGCAAAGGAAGAUGCUAGAGAACCCCCAAGCCGGCCAACCGCUCGAUCCCAACAAGCUCGAGUUCUGCCGCGCGCUCUACGACUUCACACCCAACGCCAACAUGCAGGGAAUGGACCUGUCGGUAAAGAAGGGAGACAUGGUGGCUGUGCUCAGCAAGAGCGAUCCCAUGGGCAACGCCUCAGAGUGGUGGAAAUGCAGGUCAAGAGACGGACGUAUGGGCUACCUCCCCGGCAUCUACCUGGAGACAAUCCAACGAAAGACACCGGCACAAAUUACCAGCGGUAGCCAAAGCGGAAGCCCAGCUGGUAGCAGAACCCAGACAAUGACCAACAGCAGCGCCACAAGUAGGACUGCUACUAUGACUGGAGCCAAGGUACCAGAGAAGGUUGGUCCAAAGGUGGACAGCAAGGCAGGUGACAUGGGUGUCGAGAGUUUCCAGAAGGGCGCCUUUUACUCUUAG